AUGAUAUUUUCGACAGUGUUGCUACAGGCAACUGCUGCAAGAUUAUAUUUGAAGCAGUCACGUCCCUUUUUUCGGAUUGGUUUAUGUGCAGUUUCGUUAGGCGGAAUUUUAUCUCUUUCUCAAGCUGUUUUUGAAUUUUUCUCGCUAACCGGUAAUGAUUUGGUUCGAUUUGAAUUGUGGCGGCUCUUUACACAUUUUACUGUCGAGACCAAUGUUUUUGUUUUCAUUUUACUGGUAUGGAAUCUUCAUCAAGUGGCAUCAUUAAUUGAGCCAAACUGGGGCAUGUUCGAAACCAUCAAAUAUUUAGGCAUUGUUCAGGUUGUAUCAUCACUUUUAAUCGCCAUUAUGGCGUUACUAACAUUUGUUAUCACAGUAAAUGACGCAUUUUUCUUCCGGACCCAUAUAUUUGGUUUGCCAUCAGCUUGUUCCGCUGUUUGUGUUGCCAUGAAACAGUACCUGCCAGAUUCGAUACUUUUGACGACACCGAUGGGACGUAUCAAAAAUACUCAUCUUCCUUCUUGUAUUAUUGCCGGUGCGUCAUUUUUAGUUGGAUUUGGCCUUCUUCGCUGGGUUUCAUUACUGCAGAUUCUAUCUGGUGUUCAAAUAAGCUGGAUUUAUUUGCGGUUUUUUCAACCGCACGAUGAUGGUGGGCCGAGAGGGGAUCCCAGCGAACAUUUUGCGUGGGCAACUCUUUUCCCUUCGAAGUUACAACCAUUAAUGAGAGUACUGUCAUCAGCAAUUUAUACUUGCUUGAUACAAGCACGCCUAUGUAAACCAAUGGCAAGGCAUAUCGAUUUAAUGCAGCUUGAUUCCGUAAAUGUCAUUCUUCCUGGUUUACAUACGAGAGAUACGGAAAGAAGGCGGCAGAAAGCGCUCCGCGAUUUGACCGAGCGUUUAAAUCGAGCACAGCAAACGGAAACAGGUUUGUGGCCAGAAAUGGAAGACGUUGAAGAAGGUAUAACGAUUCAAGAUACUUCUACAGUACAACAGCAGAAAGAGUCAGGAUCACAAGAUUCAGUACCGUCGAUCAGUGCACUGGGCAUCCACACCCAUCCCAAUUCUCGGCCACUUGACCAUUUACAGAUACCACACGAUCUUCCAAUAG
Acanthocheilonema viteae is the source of this 1105-nucleotide messenger RNA. NCBI's taxonomy places the organism in Eukaryota, Metazoa, Nematoda, Chromadorea, Rhabditida, Onchocercidae. The record is from the annotation of a GenBank genome assembly.